UAGCGCGGCGGCGGCGGCGGCGGUGGCGGCUGCGGCUGCUCCAGCCCGGGCGGCGGCAGCACCAUGAGCGGGUCACAGAACAAUGAUGUGAGGAGACAGUGCCUGUUGGAAAGAUUGCUGGAUGCCGUAAAACAGUGCCAAAUCCGCUUUGGCGGGAGGAAGGAGAUCGCCUCAGAUUCUGACAGCAGGGUGACCUGCCUAUGUGCCCAGUUUGAGGCCGUCCUACAGCACGGCCUGAAGAGGACCCGGGGCCUGGCCCUCACGGCUGCCGCCAUCAAGCAGGCUGCAGGCUUCUCUAGCAAGAGUGAAACAGAGCCUGUGUUUUGGUUCCACGUGAAGGAGCUGCUCAGCAAGCACGAGUUGCAGCGCUUCGCUGCCCUGCGCCACAUCGCCUCGGAUGUGGGCCGUGGCCGCGCCUGGCUGCGCUGUGCCCUCAACGAGCACUCGUUGGAGCGUUAUCUGCACAUGCUGCUGGCCGACCGUGGCCGGCUCAGCACCUUCUACGAGGACUGGUCCUUUGUUAUGGAUGAGGAGCGUGCCAGCAUGCUGCCCACCAUGGCGGCGGGCCUGAACUCCAUCCUCUUUGCCAUCAACAUCGACAACACGGACCUCAACGGGCAGAGCAAGCUGGCGCCCAGCGUGUCAGAGCUGCUCAAGGAGUCAACACAGAACGUCACGUCUCUGCUGAAGGGCUCCACGCAGGGUGUGAGUAGCCUCCUGCGUGAGAUCAGUGCCUCGGCACCCGUGGCCAUCCUCAUCCGGCCCGAGCAAGACACAGACCCUCUGCCAGUCAUGUCCCGGAGCCUCAGUGCUGAUGCGAAAGGCAGAAAGGAGCGUAAGAAGAAGAAGAAAGUCACCAACAUCAUCUCGUUUGAUGACGAGGAGGAGGAGCCCUCCGGAGAUGUACCCAGGAAGCCGCCAUCGUCCAGGGAGAGCCCAGAGGAGAACUCAGAUCGCUCCUCCCUCAACAUAUCCUCGGCGCCCAUCGAGAGUCCCUUUGGGCCACAUUCCAACGGCAGCCAAAGCAGCAGCUCCUGGAAAACAGACCCGCUGUGUCCCAAUGGGGAGUUUGGCUUUCAGAAGCUAGACGUAAAAAGCAUUGACGACGAGGAUGUGGAUGAGCCUGAUGAGCACUCAUAUGGGAGCACGACGGGCCGGAAGUGCACCAGCCCCGCUGGGUCCCCCAAGCCACUGGACGGGCCCCCCUGCCUGGCCCCCAUGCAUGGCUGGGCCCCCCUGCAGGUGCUUCAUGGCGACACCGGUGUCCUCUUCCCAGUCAGCAGCAUCGGCUCCUAUGAUGACACUUCAGAUGUGCCGGUUGGAAGCCUGGAGAAUGGAGCUGGACUGGGUGAACUGGUUGUCCCGGGGCCCGGGCUGCGAUCUAGUGUGGAUGCCAGCUCCCCAGGCCCGGGAAGCGCUAGAAGCAGCCUGUUGCCAUCUGCUGUGGCGCCGGACUCCAUGACCAUGAGUGAGCUGCGGCAGGCGACUGUGGCCAUGAUGAGCCGGAAGGACGAACUGGAGGAAGAAAACAGGUCCCUGCGAAGCCUGCUGGACGGUGAGAUGGAGCACUCGGCGUCACUGCGGCAGGAAGUGGACACGCUGAAGCGGAAGCUGGCGGAGCAGGAGGAGCGGCAUGCCACCAAGGUCCAAGCAUUGGCAAGAGAAAACGAGGUGCUCAAAGUCCAGCUGAAGAAGUACGUGGGUGCCGUUCAGAUGCUGAAAAGGGAAGGUCAGACAGCUGAAGUUGUUCCCAGUCAUUGGAAUGUGGACAGCGAAGUCCCAGUCUCUGAACAAAAGCCAGGGGAAGUGGCAGAAGAGCUGGCCAGUUCUUACGAGAGGAAGCUCAUUGAGGUGGCCGAGAUGCAUGGGGAGCUGCUGGAGUUUAACGAGCGGCUGCACCGUGCCCUGCUGGCCAAGGAAGCGCUGGUGUCCCACAUGCGGCAGGAGCUCAUCGACCUGCGUGGGCCGGUGCCGGGAGAUCUGAGUCAAACGUCCGAAGACCAGAGUUUGUCAGAUUUUGAAAUAUCCAACCGGGCCCUGAUCAACGUUUGGAUCCCAUCGGUGUUUCUGCGGGGCAAAGCAGCCAAUGCGUUCCACGUAUACCAGGUCUACAUCCGCAUCCGCGAUGACGAGUGGAACGUCUACCGGCGCUACGCUGAGUUCCGAAGUCUGCACCACACGCUGCAGAGCAAGUUCCCCCAAGUGCGCGCCUUCAGCUUCCCGCCCAAGAAGGCCAUUGGCAACAAGGAUGCCAAGUUCGUGGAGGAGCGGCGGAAGCUUCUACAGAGCUACCUGCGCAGCAUCAUGAACAAGGUCAUCCAGGUGCUCCCCGACUUCGCCACCAGCCCCAAGAAGGAAACGCUGGUGCGGCUCAUGCCCUUCUUCGUCGAUGUCCACCCCCCUGGGGAGCCCCUAAACAAGAGCAGCCGGACCCGGGCGGCCUCCCGCUUCUCCAAGCUGUCCCGGGGACAGCCCCGGGGCAUAACACGCAACGCAGAGCCCCAGAGCGGCGACCUCUGACCCCGAGGGACGUCCACAGGGACCGCCAUGUCAGCCUGGUGACCCUUCCCGAAGCACCCCGCCUGCUGGCCGCAUGACCCUGAUUAAACUGGUCCGUCCCAGAGCAUGGCGGUUCAGGAGGGCACUGGCCCCCCACAGCAGAGGCUGGAGGGUAGACAUCCAUGUCACCUCCACGGCAUGCAGGAGUGAACAGUUCAGUGGGGUGUCUGGGCUAGUGGCUCCCACAGAGUAGCCUUGAACACUCCAGAAACCAAGGGAGUCUUGUCAUCACAAGCCUCUGGGUCAUGAGGGGGAUGGAGUCUGGUAUCCCCAGUGGGGUUGUUCCUGCGCAUGGACACAUGUACUGUCUAGACAUGAGCUCCGGGGUCCCCAGAUGGAUGAAAGUCUCAUGCACCCUGACUCCCGCACAUUGGGGAUCUGCCGGAGGAGAUGCGUCUGGUGGAUCUUGAAUCAUGACUGAAGAUUGGGACUAAGUCAGGGGCUGCUCCUAGGCCCUGCAGCCUGCCCUGGACUUUGGGAGACACCAGUUGCUUACAAGUGCUUCCUGGGCAGAAGAAACUUUUGGAAAGAGUUGGCAGGAUGUUUUAUGUGGGAUCUGCUACUCCCUACGGAGCUUCCAUGGAGCAGGCUGGGCUGGACCCCGACAUCCGCCUGCUGGGAGAAAGGGGAACCCAAGGGAGCAGCUCCAGGACCCGCUGUCCUCGGAAGAGGAGAGCAAGAUCGCCCACCCCCAGGGUUCUUCUGCACCUCAGAGCCAAUGCUGCUUCAACAUGGAGACCCCGGUGGCACCGAGGAGUUCCCCUUACCCCAAUUUUCCUUCCAGGGGGCCUAUUCUGGGCCCAGCUGAAUGUGAUUGGUCUUGCUCUCUACCCCCACUUCGGCCUUAAUGGGGAGUCAUGGACUGGCCAGCACUCACCUGCCUUGGGCACCCUGAUGGGCAGAGGCUGAAGAGGGGAGCACAGACCCCUGCCCCAAUUUUGGACGCACCUCUGGGAGUUCCUGAGGUUGUUAGAAGCAGGAACAGCUGGAAAUGAGAUAGGGGGCCUUCACCCCUCAAUGAGGCUCCUGGCUGCAAGGGGCAUCCAACUAAGUAGUUCUGGUAGGUGGAGUGCCAGACCCUGCUCUUUCCUCCUUCUGGUGGUGACUCCUGAGUGCAGGGACCCCACAAAAUUUAUCGUCCCAUCUCCCAGGCUGACCCCAUAGCCGAGUCUGGGAUGGGGCAGAGCCAGGACAGCCCCAAGCCAUUCCUCCAGGUCACAAAGCUCCUUAGAAGCUCCUUCCCCACCACCAGAACUUGGGGCUUGGUGCUGGGGAUCCCUUUUUCCUUUAGGCUCUGCACUAAGCAGGUUUCAGGUCUCAUUCUCCACCUGUGGCCCCCACAUUGGGAGCGCAUUGGGGGCCCAGUAGGUGCCUCAGCCUGGUGGGAGUAGGCAAUUUCCUUCCAGCAACUUCUCCCUGCCCAACCCAUUAAGGACCAUAGAAUCGGGCUGGGUUUCUUCCAGGAGCCAGGGGUGAGUGAGCCCUGACAUCAGAGCUGUCCCAGACAAAGUGGAUGCAGGAAAAGGGAGGUCUGAGACAGCUCUGAUGUCAGGGUUCAUCCACUUUGCCCUUUCUUGCCCACAGUCUCUGGGCCCUCUGGUGGCAGAAGGUGCCCCAUCCUGUCCCUCUCCCUGCAGUUCUACAUGUUCUAGAUUUUCUGCUCCUGGAUCAGCAAGAAUGAGGGGACCCUGAGUCCCCCACUUGCUGAUCUGAGGCUGCAGAGAAGGACCCAGCAGGGAGUGGAGCAAGGAUGGGUGUGCCUAUUUUUGAGGGGCCCAGACCUCUUCUUGUGGGGCCUGGAGAGCCCAAGGCCACCUUCAGAGCUGGGGAUGAGGGUUAUGCCAGAGCAGACCUGAUCCAUGGGUGCCGCAUCCCCAAAGGCCGAGAGAGCCUCCCCUUUUCCCCCAGACUGGGGUGUGAUAGCUGAGGAGACUCAGCACCUCUGGGGACCAUCAAACACCAAGAUGCUGCAUCCCUCUUACUCAGCAUCACACACGGACCAUGUGGGGGUUCGGGCUGCGAGCCGGUGGGUUCCCUCAGCGCCCCACUUCUGUUACGGUUUACACCCCAGGAUUUUUAAACAAAUGUGUUUAAUUUUCUAAACUCUUUAUUCUAUUAUUAAUAACUCUAUUAUUCCACUUUUCUUUUGGAAUACGCGUUGGCGGUGGUUUUGUUACGGCCGGUCGGACACGCGUCUUGACAAGCACAGAAUUAAAAGGGUACUUUUGUA
This is a messenger RNA of Suncus etruscus (white-toothed pygmy shrew), 4789 nucleotides long. RefSeq names its product sorting nexin 29 (gene SNX29). Gene Ontology annotation, molecular function: phosphatidylinositol binding. NCBI's taxonomy places the organism in Eukaryota, Metazoa, Chordata, Mammalia, Eulipotyphla, Soricidae. The coding region runs from base 64 to 2520 and encodes 818 amino acids. The record is from RefSeq and is a predicted model, not a curated record. The transcript has 21 exons.